UUGCCCUUUUCUUUGUAUUACGAGUAAUUUCUGAUGUUUUACAGCUCAAUUCUACUUGGUUGAUUUUUCUCAUCAAGCAAAUCCAACAUCAACAAAGUAGGAUGGCAGAGGACAAUGAAACCCUUCCCCCGACGAAUCAGGAAGAAAAAUUCAAUGGACUUUUUCCACUUGUGAUAGCUAUAAUUUCCAUUAUAACUAUAGUAGGGAACCUUCUGGUGAUUGUGACUUUGUAUAAGAAACCGCGCACUGAAUUACGGAUCGUUUCCAGCAGCCUUGUGUUGAACCUUGCUAUCGCUGACCUGAUGAUGGGCCUUGUAGGUGAACCUCUUUGGAUAAGCCUGCAUUGGGUAGAUGGUGGAGUAAGCAUGAUGUUAAUGAGCGACUCACCAAGUACGUUGUAUGUCACAACUAGAUCAGUGUUGGUCAUAACAGCUACCGCUUCAAGAUGCACUUUGUUCUUUCUUACAGUGGAUAGAUAUGUGGCCUUAGAGAUGCCUCUACGAAGAGAAAAGCUGUUUGGUGGAAUGGCUUUGAAAUUAUACAUUUUUCUUAUUUGGCUUGAUGGAUCAGUUACCGCCCUACUCAUUUCCUUUCAUGACACAAAUGCAAUACGGCUAAUUUUCUAUAUCCUUCCUCAGUUUGAACUGGUUGUCAUCUUCGUUUUGUAUGUGCGCAUGUUCAUAAUCAUCCGAAAAUUCAACAAGAUUCUACUCGCCAAUGAAGUCCGACAACCGCUUGUUCAAUCAGGAGAUGCGUUUAAAUUGGCUCGAAAACGGGAGUUUUCCUUUGCAAAGAACAUUUUUCUUCUAGUUGGAACAUUUUUAUUGUGCUAUCUACCAUUUUCUGUCACUCGCGUUGUUGAAUACUUCAGCGACGGAGUGCGAACUUCACUUUUUUUUCAAGAAUUGUUACUAAUCCUAUACGUAUCAAAAUGCGCUCUAGAUCCCAUAUUAUACACAUUUAUUAUUCCAGGUUAUCGAUGGCGAGUUAAAGAGAUGGUCUAUAACUUUGCAAAGACCUGCGCCGACCGAUUACCAUCAGCUAGUAAUGGCGCAGGAAACCCCUAAAUAACGCUUUAUCAUCACUAAACGUCUGGUUUUAAGUUAUUAACGUUCUGACAUACCAUAGCCUUAGUUGUUGAAUGAAAUGUGUUAUGGAUAACGACUGUAAAAAUAAGUUUCUGGAAAUUUCUAGAAAGCCUAUUCAUGUUGACAUGUUACACGACUGCCCAUUGUCAUACUAUGGAAACAUAUUGUAUUCGGUUAUAUGUAGUUAUGAUGCAACACCACAAAAAUAGUUGAGUUGUAUGCUUCCGGAUUGUUCGAGAACACUUUGUAAAUGUAUAUAAUUUAUGAACUCA
Molecule: messenger RNA, 1360 nt
Organism: Pocillopora damicornis (cauliflower coral)
Lineage: Eukaryota; Metazoa; Cnidaria; Anthozoa; Scleractinia; Pocilloporidae
Product: beta-4C adrenergic receptor-like
Biological process (GO): G protein-coupled receptor signaling pathway
Cellular component (GO): plasma membrane
Molecular function (GO): G protein-coupled receptor activity
Source: RefSeq, a predicted model, not a curated record